UCAAGAGAAACUGACGUAUUGUUAAGUUGCGCUGCUGUGUGUUUGUGUCUUUUUAUAUUUAUGCAGUAAAAUGGCAGAAGCUAGAUUUUCUCAGAAUGAGUUUAUGUGCCCAGUGUGUUUGGAUCUCCUGAAGGAUCCAGUGACCAUCCACUGUGGACACAGUUACUGUAAGAGCUGUAUUACAGACUGCUGGGAUCAGGAGGAUGAGAAGAGAGUCUACAGCUGCCCUCAGUGCAGACAGACCUUCAGCCCAAGACCUGCUUUAGCUAAAAACACUGUGCUGGCUAAAGUGGUGGAGAAACUGAAGACUACACUUACGUCUGACUGUUAUGCUGGAGCUGGAGAUGUUCAGUGUGACGUCUGUACUGGAAGAAAAUACAAAGCUGUGAAGUCCUGUCUGGUGUGUCAGGAAUCUUACUGUAAAUCUCACUUUGACCGUCAUGAGGAGUUCUUCUCUCAUAAGCCACACAAAGUGAUUGAUGCCACUAGACGACUGCAGGACAUGAUCUGUCGUAAACAUGAUAAACAGCUGGAAAUGUACUGUAUCACUGACCAACAAUGCAUUUGUGUGCUGUGUAAGGAGUAUGAACAUAAAAACCACAAAACUGUAUCAACUGCAUCUCAGAGGACAGAGAAACAGAAAGAGUUGAAGGAGACACAGAUGAAGUUCGAGCAGAGAAUCCAGCAGAGACAGAAAGACCUUCAGCAGCUGAGAGAUUCUGUGGCGUCUCAUAAGCGCUCUGCACAGACAGCAGUGGAGGACAGUGAGAGGAUCUUUACUGAGCUCAUCUGCUCCAUUGAGAGAAGCCGCUCUGAGAUCACACAGAUGAUCAGAGAUCAGGAAAAGACUGUAGUGAAUCAAGCUGAAGAACUCAUGGAGAAACUGAAGCAGGAGAUUGAUGAUCUGAGAAGGAGAAACACUGAGCUGGAGCAGCUUUCACACACACAUGAUCACAUCCAUUUCCUGCAGAGUUUUCGGUCUCUUUCAGCAGCUCCUGGAUCUACAGACGUUUCCAACGUUCCCUUCAGUUCUCGCUUCUCUUUUGAUAAAAUAAAAGAAUCUGUCGAUCAGCUCAGAGUCAAACUGGAGGAUUUCUGCAAAGAGGAGAUCAAGACGAUUUGUAACAGAGUCACAUUUAUCAACAUUGUUCCCAAGACCAGGAAUGAAUUUCUACAAUAUUCCCAUCAGUUCACUCUGGAUCCAAACACAGUGAAUAAACACCUCCAGCUGUCUGAGAAGAACAGAGAGAUUACUAACACUGGCACAGAUCAUCUGUAUCCUGAUCAUCCAGACAGAUUUAAUUUGUUCGCUUAUCAGGUGUUGUGUAGAGAGAGUGUUUGUGGAUGCUGUUACUGGGAGGUUGAGUGGAGUGGAGCUGGUGGUGUCUAUAUAUCAGUGUCAUAUAAGAGCAUCAGCAGGAAGGGAUCAGGUAAUGAGUGUUUUUUUGGACAUAAUGAUCAGUCCUGGAGUUUGUUCUGUUUUCCCUCCAGUUACAAGUUCCUUCACAAUAACAAACGGACUGAUCUCUCUGUAGUGUCCAGCUCUAAAAUAGGAGUGUAUGUGGAUCACAGUGCAGGAACUCUGUCCUUCUACAGCGUCUCUGACACAAUGAGCCUCAUCCACACAGUACAAACCACAUUUACUCAGCCGCUCUAUCCUGGGUUUUGGGUUGCUACUAGAUCAUCAGUGAAACUGUGUUGAUGAAUCAGAAUAGAUACUAGAGAGAUUCAACUCAUGAGACUUUGAGCUGCAUGAUGAAAAUCAGUGUGUGUGAAAGUCAUGGUGAGUGAAGAUGUGUAGCUGUGCUUUUCUCAACAUAUAUUUGUGUCAUAGUUUUUUACUUUUUACUCUAGUGACGCAUAAAUGAUUCCUGCUAUUACUAUCAAAAGUACAUUUCAAACUGAAAUGAUCACAGGGUUCAUUAAAAAGAUUUAUCCCACAUAUCUGUUGAAUGCUUAAGAUUGAGUGACAGACAUUUAAAGGUGUUGAUUAUUUUUAUUAGUAGAAAUGACAAACAAAUUAAAAUCUUUCCAAAGUUACGUUUAAUUUAAACUCAGCAACAAAAGAAAGGUCCUUUUACUUUCAACUGCUUUUGUUUCCAAAAAUUUCUUAACGCAAGCAAAUAUUUCAUUUUAACAUGAAAAGUUCUCUGUGUUUCCCUGAUCAGACCUGUUUAUUAAUCAUCUGCCUGCAGAUCUGACGAGCAACCACCUUGUGGUUUGUAUUCAUUCAGUUUAAUAUAAAUAACUUCUUUUGUUGUUUCUUCUUCUCACAGAGCUGAGCGACAUUAUUAUUUUAUGGCAUUUAAGAAUUAACACAAGAAAUGUUAAAUGCUGGUGAACAUGAUCAUAUGGUUUAUGUGUGAAUUCAUAAAGCUUGAGUGACAUAUUACUUUUAAGUUAAACUUUUCAACUACAUUGUUAUGCUGAUAAUAUAUUGUGUAAUGAAAAAUACAAAAAUUAAAACAUUACACUAGAUUUUUAUGUCUCAGAAUUUUGGACCCAAUUGUAUUUUCAUAAUGCAGUUUAUGAAUGUAUAAUUUCUAUUUCAAGUUUCUGUGAGUUUCAAAGAGCAUGAUAUGUAACGCAUAAAUAUAUAUGUGUAUAAAAAAACACAAAAAGGAAUGUAAUAGUGAUUAUCAGCUAACCUGCUUUUUAGAUAUCAGCCAAUUAAAACAAAAAUUGCACUUGAAGCAGCAGGAGGCACUGUGGUGCUGGAGUGAAUAUCUGCCGCUGACCUGUCAGUCAUCGUUUUGUUUGUGUGUUUUAACAACAAGGAGAGAAAGAUAAAAGUGAUGUGAAGACCACAAAUAAUGCCUUUAAAAUGACCACUUGGCCCACAAGAGAUGGUCUGGGUGUUGAACUCACAGUCUGAACUCUAACAGGCUCUGAGCCUGCAAACACACCACCCGUCACUGACCUUUAGAUGCACAUUUGCUGUCCUGGGCAGGAUGGAGCGGAGCUGGUCUGUCUCUCUGAAACUGGGUCUGUCCUGACAAAGGGAUGUGAUGCUAUUGCUUGUGGUUAAAUAAACAUGUUAUACUGUACUGUGUAUUGUAAUGAAUCAUCAUGUCUUACAGA
Molecule: messenger RNA, 3081 nt
Organism: Labeo rohita (rohu)
Lineage: Eukaryota; Metazoa; Chordata; Actinopteri; Cypriniformes; Cyprinidae
Product: tripartite motif-containing protein 16-like
Exons: 6
Coding region: 71-1702 (543 amino acids)
Molecular function (GO): zinc ion binding; protein binding
Source: RefSeq, a predicted model, not a curated record